AAAAAUGUAAUAAAAUAGUCCAAUCGCCUUGACUACCGCUUCCGGUUCCGGAUCCGAAUCUCGCCCUCCCCUCUCUUUCUUGCCUCCAGGUCCGGCCGUCCGGGCGGCGCCGGGAGGAGAGAAUGGCCUCCACGGCGUCGCCGCCGGUGUUCGAGAGGGUGGCCGGGAUCCGAGCCAUUGCCGAGUCCGGCCGCUUCAAGGCAUGGUUGCUGGACCAGUUUGGCGUUCUUCAUGACGGGAAGAAGCCGUACCCCGGCGCCAUUCUGGCAUUGGAGAAGCUAGCGGAGAAUGGGGCAAAGAUGGUGAUAAUCAGCAAUUCCUCUAGGCGGUCAUCUGUGACAAUGAAGAAGCUCAAGAGCCUGGGGUUCGACACGUCCUGUUUCCUCGCGACCAUCACCAGUGGGGAGCUCACACAUCAGCACCUUCAGAAGAGAGACGACCCAUGGUUUGCUGCUCUUGGAAGGAAGUGUAUCCAUAUCACUUGGGACGAUCGAGGGGCAAUUUCUCUCGAGGGCCUUGGUUUGCAAGUUGUGAACAAUGUUGAUGAUGCAGAGUUCAUAUUAGCCCACGGUACUGAAGCUCUUGGCUCACCUUCUGGUGUUCCUCUUCCCAAAAGUCUUGAGGAGCUUGAGCAGGUUCUAAUGCUUGGCAUAGAAAAGCGACUUCCAAUGGUGGUAGCUAAUCCAGAUUAUGUCACUGUCGAAGCUCGAGAUCUCCGUGUCAUGCCUGGCACUCUGGCAGCUAAAUAUGAGAGUCUUGGUGGUGAAGUGAAAUGGAUGGGGAAGCCUGAUAAGGUGAUCUAUACAUCAGCGAUGUCCCUAGCGGGCGUUGAUGCCCGUGAAUGUAUCAUGGUGGGUGAUUCGCUGCACCACGACAUCAAAGGAGCCAAUGCGUCAGGGAUGGCAUCCGCGUUCGUCACUGGAGGGGUCCAUGCGGACGAACUUGGACUCGGUGAAUUUGGAGAAACUGCUGGGGAGGAUGCUGUCAGUUCGCUGUGCAGCAAGCACGGAUCGUACCCUUCUUAUGUUCUGCCUUCAUUCGCGUGAUUGAUCUCGAUCAAGCUCGUCAAAGCAUUGAACGGCAUGAUCUCCAUAGAAGAAGAACGUCUUCAGCUCUGUCCUUGAAACUGUUAUGGUGAAGAUGACAGCAUUCAGGGUACGGUCGGAGAGCUUUCCUCCAGUGACCAAGUGCUCACCGAUGUAUUAUUGCUUCCUAAACCGGUCCAGCUGCAUAAUCAAUGUAUAAUGACCCUGUCUUGAUUUCUGAUAUUAGCUGGAGCUAUUGGGAAAAAAAAGGGGCUCCAAUCGGCUCUGCAAAACAUUACUGGAGUUGAUUGGAGUUCUAACAAAGGAGCCCUAGAUAACUUUAGUUAGGUAAGCAAAACAUUACCUUAAGGCAUCUGUUUUUUCGAGGUGGUGGUCCAAA
This is a messenger RNA of Zea mays, 1425 nucleotides long. RefSeq lists its product as uncharacterized. Gene Ontology annotation, cellular component: cytoplasm; chloroplast. Gene Ontology annotation, molecular function: phosphatase activity. NCBI's taxonomy places the organism in Eukaryota, Viridiplantae, Streptophyta, Magnoliopsida, Poales, Poaceae. The record is from RefSeq and is marked predicted.